Pangasianodon hypophthalmus (striped catfish) is the source of this 1994-nucleotide messenger RNA. It is a transcript of the gene caps2, whose product is annotated as calcyphosine 2. The transcript has 16 exons. The record is from RefSeq and is a predicted model, not a curated record. Lineage: Eukaryota; Metazoa; Chordata; Actinopteri; Siluriformes; Pangasiidae. The coding region runs from base 237 to 1799 and encodes 520 amino acids.
AGCAUAUUUAUUUAUUUAUUUAUUGUUUUUCCCCACACACACAUUUACAGCUCAGUCAAAAGUAAAUCUCUUGCUGCUGCUCAGAGGGAGUUUGAUCUUUCGGACUUCAUUACCCAAAAUCCCUUUCGGUGACGGCGUUCUGGUCACGUGUGUUUUGUUGGUAAUAAUCUCCAUAGUAACGCAGGAACGCUUGGGUUUUGCUUUGUGCUGUGUGAGCUGCAGCUUAAACACCGGAAAUGGAUCGGAGUUUAAAAGCGACAAGAAACUUGAGAGGAGUCAGAGCUGGAGAGAGACAGAGAGAAAUAAGCGCUCCAUCCCGCGGGCCGCGUCCACGAGAAGUUCCGGUUCUGGAGCUGCACAGACUCAGGGAUGGAGAAGAUGAAGAUCCUGGUGUUGUUCCGGUGGCCGGAAGACCGUCAGCCGUGCUGUCGGCCCUGAGCUGGGGUUCAGCUUCGUCCUCCAGCACACCGCAGGAAUGGGAUGCUGGGAUAGCGGCCACGCUGGAGGGACGUGACUCUUUGCUAGCGUCUCCUCAGCACAGCUACAGAAACCUGACCAUCAGAUCACACAGCAAUCACAAAGCAAACAUGGAACCACCUCAUCUGAGCUCACACACUUUUCCUGAGCUCCAUCACACACAGCCAGACACGAGCCAUGCCCGACCCAGGAAACUGGAAGCCGAGGGUGUGACGAUGGAGAGGAGACGGCAGGCUGUGAUGGAGCAGGUGAUGGUGGACCAGCUCUCCAGAGCCGUCAUCAGCGACCCGGAACAAAACUCUGCAAACUCGGUGAAUAUUUCGGCUCGUCACAAGAGGACGUUACACCACACAAUGGUGAAAACGCCAAAAUCUUUAACAGAGAAACUCCUGUCCUACAAACUCUGCUUUCAUGCCAGGAUUUUAUCACGAUGUGGGCGUGAGGCCUGUCGAGAGCUGACUGGCUUCUACUUCACAUGUGAUCAGACACUAACAGUGUACGAGUACCGCAGUUUUGGGAAGAACAGGUGUAAUGCACUGCCAUUUAUUGUGCGUGGGGUUUAUAGGACUCGAGGGAGACCAUACUGUCUCUCUGACAUCUCACAGGGUGAAAAUCUGCGCUUCAGUACAGACGGACCCCACGUCCCCGAGAACCUGAGACAGCGGCCAUAUCUGACUCUCAGAGUCACUGAUGUGGACGAAGAGGCCAAGAGUUCACUACUAGUCCAGUUUGGAGAAACUGAACAUCAUCCUUCCGAGGAGGAAAUUAAUGAUCGGAAAACUCUAAAGGCGAUUCAAGCGUCUGUACGUGAGAGGUUGAAGGGUCGCGCUAUCCGAACUCUGAUUGGUUUAGGGAGGAGGCUGCAGAGUUUAGACGUGAAGCAGAACGGCAUUGUGGGUAAAGAGCAGCUCGGAGAGUGUCUGAUGGAGGAGCUGAGUCUCAGUCAUCAGGAGGUGGAGGCAGUGUGGAGGGUCGUGGGGCUGCAGAGAGAGUUCAUGGUGGACUACGCUGAGGUGAUGUGCGCUGUGACCGGAGACAUGAACGAGAGCAGAAAAGCUGUGUUUAUAAAGGUUUACAUUAAACUCGACCCCAAUAAAACGGGUUCAGUUUCUCUGACUGAUAUUGAGAAAUUUUACUGCGUUAAUCAGCAGCAGACUGAACACGGAGCAGCAUUAGACUUCCUCACGUGUGUACGGGACGCAGGAAGGGUCACUAAACACGUGUCUUAUGCCGAGUUUCAGGACUAUUAUGAGGGACUGAGUAUCGAAAUCCCCAGUGACCAGGUUUACAUCAACAUCCUGAGGAGCACCUGGAAUAUCUGAGUGUGUGUGUGUGUGUGUGUGUGUGUGAAUACUAUUCUAACAUUAUAAUUACUGUAUUAAAGUAAAAAAAAUGUCUUAUUUUUAUUCUGUUAUUAAAUCUGCUGAGACAUUUGUUUUAAAAAGCUUUUUGAUCAAACGACUCUUCUGUUGCUUGAUGCAGGAAAAGUGAUCUAAAUAAACACAUCAUUUAUGGUA